GUCAAAAGUCGCACUGCAUGCUGAGGCUUCAAGUCUUAUUUCAAUAAUUCAGUAAUGGAUCAUAUUUCCGGACCCACCCAGGCGAUUCUUGCAAAUUAAAGCCGGUGAUCGCCGAUGAUAUCGCAUAUGAGGAAUACCUGUGCCAGCCUCAGUAGCAUCCUGUGACUGUGAAAGCUUCUCAAGACUCUAACGAGCCCUCCAUAUUACAGCCGGUUGUACUCAUUGAGGAGUAUAUCCCCCAAUGGCUGCUUCCGAGUAUCGGAAAAUCACCGAUGAAGCCUCCGACAUCGACUCCCCAACACUCGAAGCCGGGGACACUGAAGAGGUCUUAUCCCAGGCACCUGCAAACACAUCCCUCAGAAGACUCCCCGGCUGGGCAUAUGCAAUCAUCAGUCUAGGCUUGGUUAUUCUAGGCUUUGUUGCCGGACAAUUCAUCGACCUCAACUUCGACAGAAAAUGCCUUGUUCGCCAUUCUUAUUAUUCCCCUGCACUGUAUCAAAUUGAUGCGGGAUACAAACUUGUUCGGUUCAAUAGUACCGUUGGUAAUCCCACGCCAUUCGGUGGAACUCCACGACCCGAGGUCGACGACGCCUGGGCAGCUGUGGACCAAGUUCGAGUGCGGGGUAUAUCUCAUGACGAAUUGGUACGCAUUGGUGGUUCAGUGAAUGAUGUGAGAUUGCCCGACGAUCUAGGAGGUGGAUACAUGGCAUCGGACAUGUAUACUCAUGAGCUCCACUGCCUCAACUUCCUCAGGAAGGCUACGUACCCCGAGUACUACAACCAGUCACACGGAUUUACAGACCUACCGCAUGUGGUGCGCCUGCAUCUAGACCACUGUAUUGAGCUACUACGACAAUUUGUUGUUUGUCAGGGUGAUGUUGGGCUCUACACAUUCCAAUGGCUGGAGCAUUAUCCGACGCCUUACCCCAAAUUCAGUACAUGGCAUCAGUGUCGCAACUCUGACUCGAUUGAAGCCUGGAUCACGCAAGGGGCAGUUCAAACACCUUCUAACUAUACAUGGCCACGCGUUCCUGGGUCAGUGAUAUUUCCUCAGCCUGACUCUGAUUGACACUUGCGAUGAGGGGGGAAUUUUCAGCAAUAGCGGUCUGCACCAUUUUGAGUGCGGGGUUAUCGAAUGAAUACAAUUGUUGGUUAAACAUGUUGAGUAGAUAUUGCGAUAACGUCUAAGAAGUUC
Penicillium brasilianum is the source of this 1195-nucleotide messenger RNA. Lineage: Eukaryota; Fungi; Ascomycota; Eurotiomycetes; Eurotiales; Aspergillaceae. The record is from the annotation of a GenBank genome assembly.